AAUUAAAAAAAAGGACAAAAACCAUUUUAGAUAAGCAAAAACUAAGAAGCUCCAUUGAAUUCAAUGGAUCAAGAUAAAGCUAGACAUAUAUGUAUUCAUAUAUCUAAAAAUCUUAAAAAUUCAUCUUAUGUUCCAUCAGAUUUCAGCAUUUUUCGAGUUCCCGAUCAGCUACGCAGAGUAAAUGACGAGUGUUACGAACCGCAAGUCGUUUCAAUCGGUCCGUACCAUCGCGGAAAAUCUCACCUACAAAAAAUGGAAAGUUACAAACUACAGUUUCUAAAGCAACUUCUGAGAAGAAGAUCAAGAAAUGCGAACAAUAAUGAGGUAAAAGAAGAAGAAGCUGAUCAGCUACUACAACCCUAUGUGUUGGCCAUGGGAGCACUGGAAAAAAGCGCUCGUAAAUGCUACGAAGAAACGAUUAGUCUCAGCUCCGAAGAGUUCGUGGAGAUGAUGAUUCUUGAUUCUUGUUUUGUUCUUGAGAUUUUUCGCUUUCGUAUAAAAGAUUUUGAAGAGGAGGACGAUCCUAAAUUUGCAAAUAUGCUUUAUUUAUAUAGCAUAAACAGGGAUCUGUUGCUACUCGAGAAUCAGAUUCCGUUCUUUGUUCUGUUGAAGUUUUUUAAUCUGUCUGAGAAGCCAGACCAAAAUUAUGGAUUCAUAGAAUUAUUUACUCCUUACUUAAGCUGCAAAUUUCGAGGGUUCAAAGUUGAUGAAAAUUGCGAUCAGUAUGAAAGCAAGCAUUUGCUGGACUUUGUACAUCGCCAUUGGUUUCCAUUCAGUACUACUACAAGAAAAACUCCAUCGGUAAGUGACGAAUGGGAACCCAUUCGUUGCGCCGGAGAGCUGAGAGAGGCCGGAAUUGGAUUCCGAAGAGUCGGAAAUGAACAAGAACGAAGCAUAUUUGAUGUAAAGUUCAAACGAGGUAAGCUAGAAAUCCCAUCGUUGGUCAUUGAAGAGGAGACGGAAACAAUUCUUCGUAAUAUGAUAGCUUUCGAGCAGUUACUUGCGGAUGAAGUUAGCUAUGUUUCGGAUUAUAUGGUAUUAAUAGACUGCCUUAUAGACCGUCCGCAGGACGUGCAGAUACUGUGUAAAAGUGGAAUUUUCGAAAAUCGAUUGGGAGAUGAUGAUGCGAUCGUCUCCAUUGUUAACAAGUUAGGAUUAUAUGUAAUUCCGUCAUGCUCCGAGUUUCUGUACUCGGAAUUAUUUGAGAAAGUGAACAAGCAUUGCCGCAAAAAGCACAAUAAAUGGAUAGCAAAUUUAAGGCAUGAUUAUUUUCAUAGUCCUUGGGCGAUGAUUUCAUUUUUGGCUGCAGUUGUACUUCUUAUACUUACUUCUAUUCAAACUAUAUAUACUGUUUUAUCUUAUUAAUUAUCACAAUGGCUAAAUUAUGGUUCCUUCA
Mercurialis annua (annual mercury) is the source of this 1396-nucleotide messenger RNA. Its product is annotated as UPF0481 protein At3g47200-like. The transcript has a single exon. NCBI's taxonomy places the organism in Eukaryota, Viridiplantae, Streptophyta, Magnoliopsida, Malpighiales, Euphorbiaceae. The record is from RefSeq and is a predicted model, not a curated record. Bases 64 to 1365 code for a protein of 433 amino acids.